Cladocopium goreaui is the source of this 1029-nucleotide messenger RNA. The record is from the annotation of a GenBank genome assembly. Lineage: Eukaryota; Dinophyceae; Suessiales; Symbiodiniaceae.
AUGAGUGGCAAUAGGUGUGGUUCUUGCCGCUGGACAUCCUUACCCCUUCUUCGACCAGCGGACGGUUGUGGAUGCUACAACCGCUGCUGGGAGGCCGCGGCUACAGAUGAAGCAGAUGCGAUUCUCCACCUCCUGGAGCUCAGUUGUGAGCAGUUGAAGGCGGGUGGUGAAUCAUCGGAGGCGUGGUCAUGUGUCGAGAAGCUUGGGAAGAACCCCAACCUGUGGUGUGGAGCUCAGGACCUGAGAUUGGCUGGCCUGGAGUUGUUCAUGAUGUGCACGGCCAAGGACAGCCAGAGCGACUUGUCGGGCCUUACAAUGGCAGCCCAGCUCCUGAAGCGAAUGGCUGAACUUCAACGACCGGUGGAAGAUCUCCGGCGGCUCCUGUGCCACGCCGCUUCUGUCAGUGCCGCCUGCGGCGCCACGCUGCGCCAGGCCUUCACCGACGAGCGCCCAACGCUGCACGCGCUGAGGCAGCUGCUGGCCACGGCCUGGAGCAAAGGUCAGGAAUUUGGUGAAAGUCUUCAGUGGACCUCUGCCGCUUUGAUGUUCGAAGCUGGACAUCAGAUCUUGGAGAUCCUGGAGACAGUCGAUCCGACAGCAGAAGGUGUUGAUUCCGCAAGGGUGCGUGACUUCAUGGACGUCCGCAUCUGGUUCUUGGUGAUGGAUGCAUCAGCCAGAGUGCAGCAGGCAUGGGCCCUUUGCAUCCCCUUGGCAGAGGAGACUCUUGUUGACCGAUAUUCUCAUGCCCUGGAUGGAGAACUGCAGGCAAAAGACCCGAACGAUCCUGAAAGCCUGCGCUAUGCGUUGACGUGUUUGCAGAACGCGCACAGGCUUCGACGCCAGUCGCAAGAACUUCAAGCAAAGGGGAUCCAAGGGCAGGUGCCAUGCUCAAGCAGUACGUGGUGCCAGCGGCGCUUUUUGAUCAUGGUCCUUUUGGAGUUUGAGGUGAGAUGCCUACUGGGAGACACUUGGCACAACCGUAAUCCACGAUUGAAAGAAGCGUCGAUGGUGGGCCUAUGUGGGUCAUGA